Messenger RNA from Stegodyphus dumicola, 1313 nucleotides. RefSeq names its product AP-5 complex subunit sigma-1-like. NCBI's taxonomy places the organism in Eukaryota, Metazoa, Arthropoda, Arachnida, Araneae, Eresidae. Gene Ontology annotation, cellular component: AP-type membrane coat adaptor complex; late endosome; cytosol. The record is from RefSeq and is a predicted model, not a curated record. Gene Ontology annotation, biological process: double-strand break repair via homologous recombination; endosomal transport.
AGUGACAUACGCAGCUGAGCGCCGAUCACACUCAACGACUUUGUAUAAUAGUAUAUAUCUCGUUCAUCCCACUGGGGAGUCGGUUCCAUGUGUCGACUAGCUCCGCUGUGCCUGAUGUUCAGAUUUUUCAACUUGCUUCCCUAUGAGGGAAAACUGGUUUUGGAGGUGGGUCGACUACGUUAGCUGAGAUAAUAAACCCCAGUGGGAACAGCCCUUGUCAUGCGAGUUUUGGAGAAUAUUGGAAACGAGCUGACUUUGUCGUCUUAGAAUGUUUUUAUAUGACUUGUAUUAAAUAGUUUUAAUGUCAAUACAAAACCUGCAUAGGUUCUUGAGUGCAUGAUACUCUAGCAAUUAUAAAUUGUGAAUUGAAGGCAAACUGAAAGACAAUGGUUUAUUCAUUUAUAAUAGCAGAUUACGAUUGUCAAGUUUUGUACUCAUUUGUAUUUGAUUUUGCAGAGAGACGAUGUGUGAAAGAAGACAUCUCUGUAAGAAUUGUGCAGCAGAUAAAGAAGGAAUUUGAUUUCAAUUCAUCUGUGACAAGUAACAUUGUAGAUGGUUCUGAAAAUCUCUCACUUGAUUUAGAAACUAAAGGUAUCCUUAAUGUUAAAGUAAUGGAAGUCCAAAAACCUACUGUAUGGCAUUCAUAUUCUGGUUGCUUGUAUAUUCUUGUUUGCGACAGCUCUGAUAAUCGAAUUUUGGCAGCCAGAACUCUUGUCAUAUUAAUACGAACCUUCAGAGAUCUUUUACCUAGAAUAUCAAAUGGUAUAUCCGAAUUUGUUUCUAAAGCAAAUAUAGUAUCGCUUAUUGUUAAUACAUUCAUUCCUAGUGGACAGCUGUUAUUUUUGCAUAAUCAAGCUAUUCAACAAGUGACUAAAGACUUGCAGAAAGCUGUAAGAUAACAAUUUACAAAACAGUUUUCAUAUAGUAGGAUUAAUAUUAAAAAUGUCUUUUUAAGUUAAAAAUAAUUAUAUAUGGUACCAACUACAUGUAUUGUCUCUUCCUCUGAUUCUGUGUUUAAUAUUUUAUAAUUCCUUCAGAUUUGCAUUAUCCCUGUAGACUGUCGAAGAGAAUGUGUGCUCAAAACAAUUUUUCUCCUUCGUAUUUCUGAAGAAUCAAAUUUUUGUUGAGACCUUGGUGUAUUCAUAAUUGCAGUAUCUACUACUAGAAUUAUAAGAUCCUGCAAUGGGUUGUUUCACAGAGUCAUAUUUUUCUGGGACAGUGUUUUAUAUGGAUGAUGAUAUGUAAUAAAUUAUUUGUAUUACAAACAUGUAAUAAAAAUUUAUAUGAAUCUAAUAAAAUAAUUUUACAUAUUU